This is a messenger RNA of Impatiens glandulifera, 1462 nucleotides long. Its product is annotated as UDP-rhamnose/UDP-galactose transporter 4-like. Gene Ontology annotation, cellular component: Golgi apparatus. Bases 190 to 1206 code for a protein of 338 amino acids. Gene Ontology annotation, molecular function: UDP-galactose transmembrane transporter activity; antiporter activity. The transcript has 7 exons. NCBI's taxonomy places the organism in Eukaryota, Viridiplantae, Streptophyta, Magnoliopsida, Ericales, Balsaminaceae. The record is from RefSeq and is a predicted model, not a curated record.
AAUCAUCAUCACUAAACGUUCAUCUUCAUUCCAACUUCUCCGAUCGAUCGCGACGAGAUCCGCCGGCUCUCUUUCUAGAGUUCAUAUCAAGUCAUUCAUUUGGAUCUAUUUUAUGUUAUUAUUGAUCUUUGAUCUGUCAAGAUAGUGGAAUUGUCGAUGAGUAGAUCACAGUGUAAAGUCUGAGAGAAGAUGACAAUAAUUCCAGCAAAAAUAAUGAAUAAUAAAGGAGCUGUUGACACAGCUGCUUGGACGUUUAAUAUCGUCACCUCGGUGGGGAUCAUUAUCGUCAACAAAGCUGUAAUGGCCACUUACGGUUUCACUUUCGCUACGACGUUAACUGGGCUACAUUUCGCAACAACUACCUUCAUGACUAUUGUUCUUAGGCGAUUGGGAUACAUCCAGACAUCUCAUCUACCCUUGUCUGAUCUUGUCAAGUUCGUUAUAUUUGCAAACUUUUCAAUUGUUGGAAUGAAUGUGAGUCUAAUGUGGAAUUCAGUCGGAUUCUAUCAGAUUGCAAAGUUGAGCAUGAUCCCUGUCUCUUGUUUUCUGGAGGUUGUCUUGGAUAAGAUGAGAUACUCGAGGGAUACUAAUCUGAGCAUAUUAUUAGUCUUAUUUGGAGUUGGUGUUUGCACUGUUACUGAUGUUAGUGUUAAUCCAAAGGGCUUUAUUGCCGCAAUUGUGGCUGUUUGGAGUACUGCCAUGCAGCAGUAUUAUGUACACUUUCUCCAGAGAAAGUAUUCCUUGGGAUCAUUUAACUUACUGGGGCAUACUGCCCCAGUACAAGCUGCAUCCCUUCUAUUAUUAGGACCCUUUGUGGACUAUUGGUUGACUGGCAAGAGGGUUGAUGCAUAUAACUACAGUUUUACACCUCUGAUGUUCAUAUUUAUAUCAUGCACAAUUGCGAUUGGGACAAAUCUGAGUCAAUUCAUCUGCAUAGGAAGAUUUUCAGCAGUGUCGUUUCAAGUGCUUGGACACAUGAAGACCAUACUGGUCCUGAUACUGGGAUUCAUUUUCUUCGGGAAAGAGGGGAUCAAUUUGCAGGUGGUUCUGGGCAUGAUGAUAGCAAUACUGGGCAUGAUAUGGUAUGGUAAUGCCUCGUCUAAACCAGGAGGGAAAGAGCGAUGGUCUUCUUCUAUUUUGCCUGAGACCAAAGCCCUAAAACAAAAGGGAUUGACAGAAUCCAACAAACCUGAUCACAAGGUAUAAUAAUAAGAUAUAGAUUACCAGAGAGCUAAUAAUUAUUUUUGGCUUAUUGAGUAUUAUUAUUAUUAUUAUUAUUAUUAACCACAUUCUUUCUUAACAUUAAAGAAAGCCCUUGUUUGAUAUGUUGUAUCAUAAAAAAAGGUAAAACUUUCUCAGUUUUUUGGUAAACCGAACUAAAUUUGUUAGUUUUGGUAUCUUUAUUGUAAUUCAACUAUGGAAACAAGUCAGCAACAAAUAUUAUUCAUUUAUAUUUGGAAAC